Umbelopsis ramanniana AG is the source of this 561-nucleotide messenger RNA. RefSeq lists its product as uncharacterized. The transcript is spliced from 5 exons. The coding region runs from base 26 to 412 and encodes 128 amino acids. Lineage: Eukaryota; Fungi; Mucoromycota; Umbelopsidomycetes; Umbelopsidales; Umbelopsidaceae. The record is from RefSeq and is a predicted model, not a curated record.
CUGCUUGCUUCUGAAUUGAAACAUAAUGACUAAGAGCCCUGUAACCUCCCCUGCCGCUGAAAAGUUGGACGCUUUUCUUUCCCACCGCCCUGAUCAACAAGAGCUAGUGGAGAAGAACAUUUUAAAAGACCCCAAGAUCGCACCUUCUCUUCAACAGCACCGCGAAGAACUGGCAAAGAGGCAGAUUGAGGACUCACUCCGUCACAAGAUCGAGGCAAGACCCAAGAAGGAGGAUCUAGUGGAGCACAAUAUUUUGAAGAAUACCACUGCUGCUCCUGCAAUUCAAGCUCAGCAGGCUGAAUUGCAGAGGAGCAGAUUGCAAAACGCUCUUGAGCACAAGAUGCAAGAAAGACCUCAGCCUGAUCAGCUUAUCAAGCAAGGUAUCUUGCCUGCUGAAAGCGCACCACAAUAACUCCCCUUAAGACUUUGGUCUCCCAUAGCAGGGUGAUUUCUUUAUCUUAUUUCCAGUUCAUACCAUUCUAUAUAAGUUUUUUUUUCUGUUUGAGUGCUUGAAAGGAGCCCGAGGAAUAAAGUGCUAUUUUUUGUGACAUGCUCGUAAAA